CUAUUGCUUCAUAAGCCUUAAUCAGUAUAAUACUUAAUCCGUCAAAUCUCUGUUUUCCUUUUGACUAAUCAAUAAUCUAGAUACAUGGGUCGUUUCUAUACCUCGAGCCGUUCAUCCAGAUCGAGUCGUUUAUAUACAUGGGGCCGUUUAUCUAUAUUGAGCCGAUUAUCUACAUGGGGCCGUUUAUCUACAUGGGGCCGUUUAUAUACAUGGGGCCGUUUGUAUACAUUCAGUCGUUUAUCUAAAGCCGUUUAUCUAGAUCGAGCCGUAUAUAUACAUCGGGUUGCUCAUAUACAUGGGACCGUUUAUCCAUAUCGAACCGAUGAUAUGCAUGGGGCCGUUUAUAACAUCGAGCCGUUUAUACACAUCAAGUAGAGCCGUUGAUAUACAUCGAGUCGUUUGCAUAGAUCGGGUUGUUUAUAACAUCGAGCCGUUUAUAUACAUCGGAUUGUUCAUAUACAUGGGGCCGUUUAUAACAC
Messenger RNA from Metschnikowia bicuspidata var. bicuspidata NRRL YB-4993, 479 nucleotides. RefSeq lists its product as uncharacterized. NCBI's taxonomy places the organism in Eukaryota, Fungi, Ascomycota, Pichiomycetes, Serinales, Metschnikowiaceae. The transcript has a single exon. The coding region runs from base 85 to 375 and encodes 96 amino acids. The record is from RefSeq and is a predicted model, not a curated record.